AGUGUGCCUAGAGUGUUUAACAGUCUUAUUCAUUCAUACACGCAUACAUCUCUCCUUACUCUUCUACCAGUUCUCGUCAAAUGCAUGCUGUAAAACCAUUUCCAUUGUGCAAUCUACCGCUAAUUUCACUCAGAGAAGUAAUUGAUUAUCUGCCGACUUUUGAUAUAUUUGUACUUCUUCACACGUCUCAAAAAACGAAAAAACUCAUUUCAUCGAACAUCAGAGACUUCGUAGCUCGUCAAGAACACUACAAGAAACAAGAUAUUUCUGUGAGGGUAGUUGCAGAACGAAGUUAUAUGGAAGUAAUCGCUAUUUCCCCUAAAAUAAGAAGUACACGCUUCAAAAGAAAUGACAUAAACCAAGCUCUCGAAGCUGCGAAGUAUUUGGUGGAUCAUUUCAAAUGUGACACUGACUCUGUAUGGCUCCGUAUAACUCAUCGAAAGGAAGACGAAACUCGACAAAUCAUAACUUCUGUCAAGGAGAUAAACUUGAACAUUACCAACCUGCAGUUCAGGCAUGAACGUAUAUCCAGUGAUUUGUUCAAUUGGCUUCUAGAGAACUGUGUACAAGAUGUGCAUAUUUGGGUUCUAGAGCCACAAAGCAUCACCGUUAGCAACUGGAAUGUGUUCGAAAAAGUGCGGAAAUAUAAUUUCCAAGGGAUCAACUUUUCCAGCCAUCAAGCGAAUAUGCUAUUGAAAUCGUUGAAAUCAAACAACAAUUUUGUUCAGUUUCGGGCAAAUGAUAUAGAAAACAGUCUUGAUUUAUCGGUGGUAUUUGAGGAUACAGGAGCUACAGCGAAGAUGGAUACAUACCGUUCUGUUGUUUUUCGUCCAGGACUUACAGUUUUAAAGGAAUACAAGCCAUCAAAAUCAAGAUUUGUUACUGAAAACAACAAUGGAGGUGAAAUGAGUAUCUGUAUUACCGAACACGCCUUCUCUUUCCAAUCAAAUUAACCAUGAAAAAUCGAAUCAUUCGUAUAUGUCGUAUAUGUGUUUCCCAAAAUGUGUUUCCAUUGAUUUAUCUCCUACUCGGCUUGUUAAAAAUUCAAUUUCUGAUUUAAUUACUUUAAUUAAUUAAUAUUUAAUUCAAUUUUAAUAAAAUCUAUUGCACAAUACACCUUUUUUACUUUAAUUAUGAAACACGAAUAAAGUCCCAGUUUAAAAUUCAA
This is a messenger RNA of Caenorhabditis elegans, 1168 nucleotides long. It is a transcript of the gene W04A8.5, whose product is annotated as F-box domain-containing protein. The coding region runs from base 81 to 953 and encodes 290 amino acids. The record is from RefSeq and is marked reviewed. Lineage: Eukaryota; Metazoa; Nematoda; Chromadorea; Rhabditida; Rhabditidae. The transcript has 2 exons.